AUGUCAAGCAGGGGUGUAUGGAGCUGGCUCGGAAACUUUAUGUGGGUAGUCUUCGGGGGUUUGCAGUCUGCGAUCGUCUGGUUGAUCGCUGGACUUCUGUGCUGUAUCACUAUUGUGGGUAUCCCAUGUGCGCACCAGUGCUUCAAGCUCUCGGGUCUGAGCCUAUUUCCCUUCGGACAAUCGAUUGUGUAUGAACCUGCUGAGCCUUGCACGUUCUUGGGAAACGUCAUCUGGUUGCCGAUGGGCAUUCUGAUAGCCCUCGUGCAUGUGUUCUGGGCGUUCUUGUACACGUGCACCAUCAUCGGGAUUCCAUUCGCUGUGCAGCACAUUAAGCUAGCACAACUUGCAUUGUGGCCGUUUGGAGCAGAGAUUACUCCGCUUGUCUUCCAUGCCAGGCAAGGAUGA
Guillardia theta CCMP2712 is the source of this 405-nucleotide messenger RNA. RefSeq lists its product as hypothetical. The record is from RefSeq and is a predicted model, not a curated record. The transcript is spliced from 4 exons. Bases 1 to 405 code for a protein of 134 amino acids. Lineage: Eukaryota; Cryptophyceae; Pyrenomonadales; Geminigeraceae. Gene Ontology annotation, cellular component: plasma membrane.